Molecule: messenger RNA, 7404 nt
Organism: Leptidea sinapis
Lineage: Eukaryota; Metazoa; Arthropoda; Insecta; Lepidoptera; Pieridae
Product: TOM1-like protein 2
Exons: 13
Coding region: 81-1589 (502 amino acids)
Biological process (GO): signal transduction
Cellular component (GO): endosome; membrane
Molecular function (GO): phosphatidylinositol binding; clathrin binding; ubiquitin binding
Source: RefSeq, a predicted model, not a curated record
CUUGGAAUUACAAAUUAUUUACUGAGUGAAGUCGGUGAAAUCUGAAAAUAAUCAUUUACAGCUAGUAGAUUUUAUAAAAGAUGUCUUUUUUCGGUGUAGGAAAUCCUUUUGCCUCUCCUGUUGGUCAAAAAAUAGAACAAGCUACCGAUGGUUCUCUUCCGUCUGAGAAUUGGGCUCUAAACAUGGAAAUAUGUGAUAUAAUUAAUAGUACUCCUGAUGGACCUAAAGAUGCCAUAAAAGCUAUUAGAAAAAGGCUGACCCAAAGUGCAGGAAAGAAUUAUACAAUUGUCAUGUACACAUUAACUGUGCUAGAAAGUUGUGUAAAAAAUUGUGGAAGACCAUUUCAUGUGAUGGUUUGCAGUAAGGAAUUCAUAUCUGAAUUGGUGAAACUCAUUGGACCAAAAAACGAUCCACCGACAGUUGUUCAAGACAAAGUACUGAGCCUUAUACAAUGUUGGGCCGAUGCUUUUCAGACCCAACCAGAGUUACAGGGAGUUGUGCAAGUAUACAAUGAGCUGCGGACCAAAGGCGUCGAGUUUCCGAUGACAGACCUAGAUGCAAUGGCGCCUAUAUUUACACCGCAGAGGAGUGUCCCGGACGGUGCGGAGCCUGGUCUGGGGUCCCCGAAACGAGCUGCGCUGCCACAGAACUCACCACUCAGAACUAUCCACGAAGAUAACACCAGCACGUGUGCCCCUCGUAUAUUUGAACAGCAUCUAUCUGAGAGUCAGAUCGCCAAGCUGCGAGCUGACCUGGCCGUGGUGGACGGCAACAUUGGCGUGAUGAACGACAUGCUGAACGAGCUCACAGCGCAGCCCUACAACCAGCAUCACGACUCCGACAUACAGCUCCUUAACGAGCUGGCGGAGACCCUGCGUGCGAUGCAGGCCCGCGUGGCCCAGCUGGCAGGCCGCGUGGCCGACGAGUGUCCGCUGACGGCGGCGCUGCUGGCCGCCAACGACCAGCUUCACAACCUGCUGCUGCGACACGCGCGCUUCGACAGCAACCGAAAGGCGGCGGUGGGCGGAGCUACGCCGGUGGAAAUACUCGGAGCGGCGAUGGGCGUUCCGAGAAACACUGCUCCUCCAAAGAAAGAAGAGGAUGCCCUGAUCGACCUCAGCGAUGAUGUACCGGACCUUGCUAAAUUGAGUGUGACGGAGACACCAGCCGGGAAGUCACCGAGCGGAUCGAAGGACGAGUUUGACAUGUUCGCACAGUCGCGGAACGUGACCUACGAGACGGCCAAGACUGGUGGAAGUAGUUAUGCUGACAACUUGGAGGACCAGAGCUCGGCCAGUCUGGCCACUGCUGCGCAGAGACAUGCCCCGGGGCAACCACUGCCCACGGGAAUGGACCAACGGGAGAUAGAUGAGAUAUCGGCUUGGUUAGAGCAGGAAAAGCAAGCGGCUACUGAAGCCAACGGUGCCCAAGAGAGUGUGACCAGCAGUGACUUCGACAAGUUUCUAGCGGAGCGGGCCGCGGCAGCCGAUAACCUUCCCAGUGUCGCUGAGAAUAGAGCACAGAAUCCCGCGACGCCGCGGCACCGGCACAUCAACAAAGACGAGAACGACUCCAUGUUCGCGCUCUAAAUACUGCUCGUGGUAACAUUGCUUUCAUUAUCAACUGCGACACGCCUGCUGAGUGCUACUGACUAACACUUACUCACGGUGAUCAAAUGUACUGCUAGACAUCGCUCUGCGUUAUUCGACCCUAAUUAGUAAUAUAUAAACACAAUAUAAAUGACAAAAUAGGAUGUAACAUCACUUAUUGAAAGUCAAAAACUUCCACCCAUUCGCGCAACAAACUCAGCGGGCUUUUUUAAUUUCAUCAAAAAAAUAUGUUUACAAAGUAAUAUCGUACAAUUUAAUUUAUUAUUUAAUAGCCUGAGGGCGGUCGCUCCAUUUCCAAUAUCAUUAAUAAAGUCAUUUAUGUUAUAGUAACCUUUAUCACACAAACUUUCUUUCACAAUUCUUUUGAGUGUCGUAAUACUUUUGUUUUGAACAUUUUCUGGGAUCUUGUUGUAAAAGCAUAUACAUCGCCCCACAAAAGACUUACUAACUCGACUUAGUCGAGUAGUAGGCAUUAUGAAUUCUGGUGAUGAUUAGAAAAACGUAGACAAUUUCUCUCCGUACUUUGAGUAGUCUGUACUUUGUGUGCAGGCAAGUCGUAAAGCAGGACUGCAGUUUUAAAUAUUGUAUGAAUCGAAAUAGUAUAUUGUGAUAGAAGUUAGCUAAGUCGCUCAGUAUACACCAGGCUGUGGGUUGCAGUAAUUGUAAAUCAGCCGAGUGUCUUGUGAGCAAGUUGGUAGCGAGUUUGUUGGUUACGAACUUUUGCACACACACAAAAACAAACAUUUAAGUUUAAUUAUUUAAACAAUAAUUGGUGAAUGUACAAUUUUCAAAACGAUAUUGGAUUGUUUUUUAUAACAAUUUCACUGUGUGUGUUACAUUGCCACUUCUUUAGUACCUACAUUUACUUAUUGUGUUAUUUAAAAAAUUAUUAUUGUGGGAAAUACCGCCCAAUUGUUUUCUGACCGCGCCAAAUCCGUAAUGAUUGAGUACAUAUAUAUUUUAUAAUAUAAUAUUGCAUGUGAAUUAUUAAUAAUUUGAUAAUAAUAAAUGUUUUUUCGCCUUAAUUGGGAACACAUUUAUUUAUUCCAAUAAUGUAAUGGACUUUCAGUGACAUAAAACCUCUUUGGUGUAACAAAAAACUGUAUUAUCCGGUUAAAUUAAAAAUUCUCUUUUUAUUCUCAUAUAAUUUGUUACGUACCUACCGACUAACUUUGUAGGGAUAAUUCUAUUAUGCACUAGUGUGUUAUUAGUUAGGUUUAUGGCCCUAAAACCGAUGUAAUAAGGCUCACUUUACGAGAAAUUUGGUCGAAAAGUAUUUUAUCACCGUGAGUUUAUAAUUACUGCAUGAUAAAAUACAACCUGUAUUAUUAAUAAACGCAUUGUAAAGUUACUCCAAGUUCACAAAGUUACACAAAUGUAAGAAAAAGACAAAAUAGUUUUCACCUUGGAAAUACUGACACAGACUUAAGUUCACACGCGAAAUUAUAACACAACUGUAUUUUGCACAUUAACCUUAGUUUAAGAUUAAGUCUUAAUGAAGUAUAUUAUCACAGACAUAUAAGAAGGAACGUCUAUUUUAAAUAAGAAUUUAUUUAAAUAUCAAUAUAAUUAAGCGUUAUCUUGAGCUCCUCCAUUGCUAAUUCCGCUGAGUUUCAUAAAAUCUCUUCACGUAAAGAAAAUCAGUCAAAUAGACUCUCGUUUCUUACUGUGAACUAAACUUAGCAGUAUUAACGCUUUAGAUCGUCAUAAACCGUAAAAUUUCGGUUAAACGAGAACAAAACCGAAUGAAAAGAUCUCGAUGUACUUAGAACGGUUAGAAUUUGUUAGGUUUUCAUGCCAUAAUAGGUACCUAUAAUGGGUGUAAGCGGGAUACUAAAAUAUAAAAAUUGAUUUGCGUAAAAAAAUCAAUUUACCUACAUACUUUGUUACAUACAAUAAAAUAUUUCUGUUCUUUCUUAUAUGUAUGUGAGGAACAAUAGUUUUAAUAUUUGUAUUACCUGUAAAACUCUUGAGUUUAUAAAAAAAAAUACUGUUAUAAUAGUAAGGGGAUCGACACACAGAAAACGGAUUCGCAACAUUUGUAUAUCAAUCUGGUGUAUGUACGAAAAAUACAAAUAAUUAAAUUUAUAUUUCUUGUCAAAGGUUUAUGUCAAAUUUUAUGUUAACAGUAACGUGUACUUUAACAUAGACUGCGGAAUGUGUUGCACCAUCGUAUUCCUUGACAUAGUUAAAGUUAAAAAGUGAAAUAUCAAUUUUAUAUAUAUUUAUUUGAAACUUUUGACAGGUCGCAGGUCAGAUAUUUAAUAUUAACAUUAGCUUUGACCGGUGAAGAUUGAACGGUUAAUAGUUAAAGUUAUGAUGUCAUCGAAAAAUUGUCAAAUCGUACAACACAUUUUUUUUUGCUUAAUCGGUAACUUUAUUAACAUGUUAGUUAUUGCUAUUGUUAGUUGGUGCAACCCAGCCUAAGAUUCGUAUGCUUGUGAACUAACCGUUUUGUAAGUAUUUAUCAUUAACCAGUAAUAAUAAUAAUAGUGACUUAGAAGUUGUGUUAUAAUUAAAAAUACUUUUGAAGAAAUAAAUUCUUAAUGGGCAUGUUUUGAUUUUUGUAGGAGCUAUGUUUUAAGUGCUACUUCGCGACCAGUAUUAUGGAAUUACGUUAUUAUCGCGUAUGUUUGGUGUUCUGUGUGAUGUGUGCCUUAGAACGUUCUCGACCAAUUUGAUUAACUCGGAAAAUGUGAAAUAUCAAUAAAUGUUUCAAUGCCAUACGAUAACUUGAUACAAAGUAUCGCCACACGUUAUGAAUAUGUUAUAAGUAUAUAACUUAGAUUAUUAUAUGUCUAGAUAGACGACGACAGCUGUGAAAACGACCAAAAAAAUUAAGGUUGACUGUUAACUUCUAUUUUGAGCAAUGCACGCACACAAACACAAAGUAGAAAGACGUAACUUGUCAUUCACACUAAAGGAAUCAAUCUGGCCUGUGUUCUUCGGUUGUCUAGCAGUAAGAGGCUUUAUCUAGACUUAUAAAUUAUCUAAGGCACAUUAUUAUUUUAAGUUGGAAUCUGUUAUCUUUUGUCUCCCUCACAAACCAUCACUCAGACAAAGGACAAAAUUUGGAAAAGAUUUUGUUAAAAAAAGUAUUUUUAUAAUACAUAUAUGAAAAAUUGGUUUACAAAUUAUUUGGACAUUACAUUGUCAUUUUAAAAAUUACGAAUAGGAAUAAUCUUAUUAAAUUAUUAUUUAAAUAACACGAAUUCCAUGUUGAACUAUUAUGUAAUAUAUUAAUUUUUAUUAUUAUUAUUAAGAUUUAUUUUUACAAUUGUUUAAAAUGAGUUUAAACGACUAAUUUACAAAAUUAUAAUCGUCGAACAUUUUUAUUGCGUGAAAUGAAAUGUUUAAGUUUAUUUCGAUAUAUUAUUUUGUAGUUAUAGUUUUAUCUAGAAUUUAUCCCCCCGAAAUAUUUAUUAAUAACUGAGUUAUUAUGCAAGAAUCCAUUGUUAUCGCGCAAGCAGACAAAUUAAUUUAUCAAAAGUAUUUUACAACAAUGUAGAUAAUUCUCGUUUAAUAUAUCCAUUGCUACUAUAUUCAAAGUGCGGUAUAGAUGUCUUUAAGUGUUUUUGUUAUUGACGUAAGAACGCCGUUAAUCAGUAAGUUCGUGUCGAUAUCAUUCUCAUUAGCAUUCAAACCCGAAUAAGAAAAAUGGGAAAAACGCUUUUUUCUUACAAUAUUUUCCGUAUAACGCAUGAUUUCUCGCAUCCCCGGUAUAUCAUUUUUGUUCGCGCUACAAAUAUACUAUAGUCUAGUAACGGUAAAUACUCACAAAACAACAGGAGAUAUAUUGAAAUGAUAUAAAAAGGGUGACGUGAUUAAAAGAAGAAUUAAAGACGGCGUGUGGUUGAGACCACAUUUACAAAUACAACCACAGUAAUAGUCGCGGGAGUUGAAUGCAGUCGGGGCCUGGGGAGUGACACAGGAGUACAGUGAGUGUAGUGUUGUGUCGUAGUCGUCACUCACCGUGGUAUCACGUUAAUACUAAAGUUUCGAAUCCAAUGUUUUUUUUUUUUAUUUUAAUAAUGAGUGAUCCAAGACCAUAAAUACCGUUCCAAAAAAAUUUUUUUUUCAUCGCCAAGCACGAGAAAUGCUUUUAGGAAGAGAGGAAAGGAGGAGGAGAGAGGAAAGCCAGAACAAAAAUUUGAGAUUUAUUUAAAAGGUUAAAAUCAUGAAAAUACUAAUAAAAUAUUUUUUCCAUCAUUUUAAUUUAGUGUAAAAUGGUAAACUUGAAGCAAUGUUUAAAGAAGAACAACCAAUUUGGUAAUGGCUUUUAUAUUUAUCAAUUUUAUGUAUAUUAUUCUACGAUUUAUAACGAGUUAAAUGAAGAGUCGUAGCUAGUGGAGAAAGUUUAAAAAUUUUAACUAAAUAGUUUGGAAGAGAAUCGAGUUAUUAUUUAUCAAUUAUGUCAUUACAAAAAUAAAUAAAUACAGAAAUAUGUCUAAUAUAACUUAUCCACAUGAACGUACUAGUCGUUUUUUGGUAUUCAGCUACCUAAAGUAUCAGCUAAUAAAGGUAAAAUUUAUUUUAUUAUGGUUAUCAUCUCGAUGUGGCUCAUAGUAAAGUCUGAAAUUGAUAUCAUGAUAUAAGAUUACUCUGCAUUCAACUCAAGUGUUAUCUGUACUCUUAUUCUGAACUAAUUGAGUACUAACAUUUACAAUAUAUAUAAUUAUGAUUGUUUAUAAAUAACUCGUAACUUUUGUUGUGGCUGGUUGCUGGCUAAGUCUACUGCAGCGCCUAAAAUUUUCAUAAAACAAGGCUAGUGUUCGAUUGCGUGUUUAUGUAGUAGGUUUAUGCGUAUGGGUAUAGAUAAAGUCUUGUAUGCAACAGUUGGUAGUUGCUUAUUAAAACACAACACUCAUGUAAUGCUAUUAUCACCCAAUAAAACCCACCCAACCGAAACCAUAUUCGUGUUUUAAUACCUCUUAUUACACAACAGUUACAUAAAUGUAACUAUUACUACUUUACUGUUAACGGCGCCUAUUUCUGCCGUGAAGGCAGUAAUGUGUAAACAUUACUUUGCUUCGGUCUGAAGGGCGCCGUAGCUAGUGAAAUUACUGGGCAAAUGAGACUUAACAUCUUAUGUCUCAAGGUGACGAGCGCAAUUAUAGUGCCGAUCAGAAUUUUUGGGCUUUUCAAGAAUCCGGAGUGACACUGAUUACAUUGGUAAUGGGCAGGGCGUAUCAAUUACCAUCAGCUGAACGACCUGCUCGUCUCGUCCCGUAUUUUCAUUAAAAUAAAAACACUCGUCCCAAUUCGACUGUGAACAUAAAAUCAUUGCACUUUUGCCGUUGCAUUGGCUCCUGCUUUUAAGUGUUUUCAUAUAGCGUAGACGAUAUGUAGUGUUGCCAUUAAAUCCGUAUUUUAUAGAGAUGUAUUUAAUCUGUGAUUGUAUUUAUUCAAUCAAUAAUAUAAAUCAUUUUUACGUUAGUUUACGUACGGGAAAUAUGUGAUAUUAUGUUAUUUAUGUAAUUAUAUCUAUACAAAAUUAUGUAAUAUUCUUUCAAUUUACAUAUUUGUCUUCAAAAGUUGUUUGUUUUGGCAUUUGAUAUAGGUAACUUAUAGUGGCGCCCUCUGUCCUAACAUUAAAUAAUUUAAUGUCAAUUUACACCUGACAUUGCCUUUGUUCCAUACGCUGAAAUAAUUAAGGUAGUGGUGAAUAUUCGCAAAAUAAAAUAAUAUUAAUAAAUGUGAUAUGCAAUAGAACAAGCUUCGUGUUAUUGAAUUUUAACGUUAUAUUAUGUUUUAAGCGUUGUGUUUAGGAUAUUAUAAUAAAAUAAUAACUUAA